UAGAUAUAAAAGGAGAGCUCUUGCCUCUUCUUUCCAUAAUAAUCAACCUUCUACACAUAUACAUUUGAACCCAUAUAGCAUCAACCCCAAAACAAUUAUAAACCCCGCUUUCUCCAUAAAUAACGUAUUACGAUAUAAUCUAAUUCAACUUUCUCUUCCAAUUCCCUCCUCACAGCAUACUAUCGGGACGCACAUAUCUCGACCUACCAUUUUUACAGUAGUAUAUACUUAAAGUGAAUGGUUCUAUACUUUCUGGUUGCACAAGUAAACCUUCCUCAUUUACUCCUGGGUCUGUUACUUAUCAUUAUAUUCAUCGAAAUCAACAACCACCAAAAAUUGCUUUCAGACAUGGAUUUUUCUCGAGAAAGAGUACCAACUAAUUUGGAAGCGUUUUUGUUGAGUGUAGCGACGGAACGUCUUCCUUCGGUUGAAAGUCUGAUUCCCUCCCUCUCUUCUUUGGACAACAAUAGAUAUAAAUUAGUAGCCGAAAAAGAACUAUAUCGCUAGCUCGAGAACGACGCAAAGUACAAUAUAUCGAUGGCAACUAUCAUAAGGGAUUUGGCGAACGGUUCGCAGAUUAUAAGCCAGGAUCAAGACCUACAGCACUUCCCUUUAACCAGGCGCAAUACAGCUCCUAUGAUUUAUAUUUCAACGCAGAUCACAGAGAUUAUUGCCAUCGUAAAGAGACUAAGAUAGAUAUUCUGAGUGAUAUAUCUUACACGAAGUAUAUUUCGUGGGAACACCGAAUAGGAUUUUUCAACACAUUCGGUUUUUUAUUGGACUGUUGUAUUGAGAUAUCGAAGGAACUCAUGGUCAAAUUCAUGGUUGCGUACAAUUUCUUACAAGAGCUGGUACAGGAAUAUCGGGAAAUGUCUGAGUUAUCAGUAGACCGUUACAUUGAUGUACAAUUUAGACUCGACGUGAGAAAAGUCACCGAUCGUCGAUCAACUUUGAGGAGUAAUACAAGAUUGAGUCCCCCGGAUUACCUCUCGCACAUUCCUACAUUAGACAGCUUGAAGAAUCAGAAGGAACAGGUAGCUCAAGAAGUACUGAGCAUUCAUAAUCGAUUGGAAUUUCUAGAGAGAGUAGUAUCAACCAUCAACGAUGCUAAAUCAAACGAACUAUCGAACUUGAUGUCGCUUGUCAGACGAUUGAGAUUGUAUAUAGCACCCAGAAGUGAACAAAAGUAACAAGCUAAUCAUUUAUUGUAGUGCAGAAGAACGCUUAAUUCUGACAAUGCCACAACGAGAAGUUCACCUCCCUGUAGAGGUUUGGGACAUUAUUCUCAAGGAAGUCAUGCCGAACAUCCAGACUAUUAACUCUAAUAAUAGGAAACUGAACCGUAUGCUUAAGAGAUGAAUGAUUUCGAAAUCCUGUUUCAAAGGGCAGUCUUAAUUUACUAAAGAAAGGCCAUCUUCUCGUUCACUCCACACUCGUUUAUGAACUAUCCGGUUGUCAAAAUAAUAAAGAAAAUCACUAUCCAUAUAUCGUCGCCUGAAUAGCAUACACAUACGAUUAGCACAGAAUGCGCCUGUAAUUUACCGAAGACGACAACAGCAAUUGAAGCUUACACUUUACAAAAGCGAUUGAAGGAAUGUACUGCAAUGGUGGAAUGUUACGACGGCUUCGGGCCUCGUAUCAUGUAACCACUUAUUAAGUCACGUGGUCCCUUAGAUC
Messenger RNA from Sclerotinia trifoliorum, 1677 nucleotides. Lineage: Eukaryota; Fungi; Ascomycota; Leotiomycetes; Helotiales; Sclerotiniaceae. The record is from the annotation of a GenBank genome assembly.